This is a messenger RNA of Echinococcus granulosus, 249 nucleotides long. RefSeq names its product Histone H2B. The coding region runs from base 1 to 249 and encodes 82 amino acids. The record is from RefSeq and is a predicted model, not a curated record. Gene Ontology annotation, cellular component: nucleosome. Lineage: Eukaryota; Metazoa; Platyhelminthes; Cestoda; Cyclophyllidea; Taeniidae. The transcript has 2 exons. Gene Ontology annotation, molecular function: protein heterodimerization activity; structural constituent of chromatin; DNA binding.
AUGUCGAUCAUGAACUCCUUCGUGAACGACAUCUUUGAGCGAAUUGCGGCCGAGUCGAGCCGGUUGGCGCAUUACAAUAAGAAGUCGACCAUCACGAGCAGAGAGAUUCAGACUGCUGUGCGUCUGCUGUUGCCGGGUGAGUUAGCGAAGCACGCCGUGUCGGAGGGCACGAAGGCCGUGACCAAGUACACCGGCUCCAACCUCAUUGUCGGGCCACUUGCCAGGCGCCAGGAUUGGUGGCGGUGGUAA